Molecule: messenger RNA, 823 nt
Organism: Patella vulgata (common limpet)
Lineage: Eukaryota; Metazoa; Mollusca; Gastropoda; Patellidae
Product: sperm-specific protein PHI-2B-like
Exons: 1
Coding region: 1-813 (270 amino acids)
Biological process (GO): nucleosome assembly
Cellular component (GO): nucleosome
Molecular function (GO): DNA binding
Source: RefSeq, a predicted model, not a curated record
AUGGUAAGCCCAAGGAGGAAGUCAAAAUCAAGAUCUCGAUCGAGGUCGAGGUCUCGAUCUCGAUCACCGAAAAAGGCGAGAAGCCCAAGGAGGAGGGCUUCUCCCAAACGUCGCCGAAGAAGAUCUGUUGGUAGGAGACGACGCACCACUUUGACUGUCGCCGUAGCCGCUGUACGAGCUUUGAGGGAUAGAAAAGGCUCAACUGUUCCUAGUAUCAGGAAAUAUGUUUUAGCUAAUUCUAAAGUUUCCGCUAAGCGUGUCAAUGGUCUACUACGACGGGCCCUGUCAAAGGGUUUAAGGUCUGGUGCACUCGUCCGACCGAAGGGAUCAAGAGCAAAGGGAGCAAAGGGCCGAUUCAGGCUCGGAAUGCGAAGACGCUCUAAGUCCCGAAGGCGACGAAGGCGACGACGAAGUCGAAGCAAGUCUAGGAGGCGACGACGAAGGCGAUCCAAGUCUAAGGGACGAAAGCGAAGAAGAAGUCGAUCCCGACGACGACGACGACGACGAGGUCGUCGAUCCAAGUCGCGUAAGGGACGAAGGCGAAGAAGCCGAUCCCGACGACGAAGAUCAAAGUCUCGACGACGAAGAAGCCGAACCCGCCGACGAAGAAGUCGAUCCAAACGACGAAGAAGUAGAUCUCGCCGACGAAGAAGUAGAUCUCGUCGACGAAGAUCCGUUUCUAGGCGUCGACGACGACGAACCAGAUCCAAGGCUGGACGUCGAAGGAGAAGGAGACGAUCCCGAUCUCCCAGGCGGCGACGAAAAGCCCGAAAGGGUGGAAAACGUCGAAGGAGACGAAAGGCAAGGAAAUAGAUUAACGGAC